AUUUACUCAACUCACGCAUAAUCAUGACCAUCUCCAAGGACAGAGUGAAGCCAUCCCCACAUCCAGAUAGUUGGAAGCUGCCGGAGAUCUUCAUCACCGGCAUCAUUUAUGGCGCCUACCUUGCUGUGAAGGCCGUGGUGUUCUUCUUCGCCAUGACCAGCACUGACUUCUUCAGCGAGAAGUUCCACGUGCGUUCGCUAAGGGGCAACAAGGAUGCGAUGAUGUCUGCCCUCUACCUUCAAGUGAGCAUCAUCAGCCAGGCCCUCAUCUUCGUCACCCGGUCGCGCCGCUGGUGCUUCCAGGAGCGCCCGGGGCUCUGGCUCUGCUUCGCCUUCGUCGUCGCGCAGAUCAGGUUCUCAUUCUGAAAGAAACUGCAACUAUGCAAGAGCUUAUUGACGGAGAUUAUGAAAUUUGCAGUUCUUGUUCUAGACAUCAGAUUGAUACUUUACCAAAGGUGCACCAACCGGACAUCCGUCUCCUAGGGUGAUGACGGAAUGACAUCGGCAGCAGCAGCAAUUACACACAGGUGAUGGUGGAUUUGUCAAUUGACUUCAUAUCUCUAUCUCUACUACCUAAAAAAAUUGCAACAUUUCAUUCCCAUCUUCCGUCUUAUGUCGUUUUGUCCAACCGCACACGUUUCUCUGGCCGUAUGCUAGAUUGCAAGAAUUGGAACGUUUCCUACUGCGUUUUUAAUGAUGCAAUACGGUUAAAAACUUUUUAUUACUUGGGUCUGCUACCUCAGAUUGACGCGUCAUGCUCGGGCAGUAAUAGUCUAAGCUUCAUCAUGUAAUAAGCUCCACCUGCGUGCACAGGUAAGUGGUUCUGGUACUGCUGCUAUUUUUGUUUGUUAUAUUUGCUGCCGGUCUGAUUGCUACUAGCUACUGUAUGUGCUUACCAUUUGGCUUUGAAGAGAUAUUUGCUCGAGGUUAUGCCAAUUAAUUUCAAAGCAGACUCCUCAAUUUGUAUUGUAUCUGAGAUCUAAUUUGUGCCAUAGAAUAUUAGCUUCUUCAUGGCAAUUUCAAUGUUACAUGUACCAUAGUAAGCCAAUCAAUAUCUGCACCAUAUUAGUCUGAUGCUUUCUUACCCUCUCAUCCUUAAUUAAUAGGCAUUUUCCAGAUCAAAUGUUGAUCAUUUUCUUUCCUUUGAUGCAUGUCAACGUGAAAGUAUGUGCUCUAGGAAAUAUCCUACUCAUCAAUCGGAAUAGUUAUUGUCAUUCUACGAGCUAAAAGACGUCGGUCAUUCUAAAAUGUCUAACUAUACUUUUAGCAAAGCGGCAACACCUGAAGUGUGUCGAUAUCUGUAGGUAAGGUUGUAGGAUGUCUUCUCACUUUUUGCCCUUGGCAGGCUUCAUAUUUUUGUCCCUAUGAUCCAGGAUUAGUUUCGUAGCCAUCUAGAGAUAAGACUGUAAAAUGAAGUUUCUCUAUGUGAAGGUGAAGCUAAUGUUUUCCUUGUUACUUCAACAAUUUGUUAUAUAGCAUUCUAUUAUUCUUUAUUUAUUGGAAAAUUUUGAUGGCACCAAAAUAUUUUAUUUGUGAUCCUUUUCCUAACCAAAUUAUCUCACGAUAGCUCUGCAAAUCAAAACUUGUGACAUGACAUCAAAUUGUCAUAAGAAAAAUCUCAACAAAUUGUAUGAUCAUUUUUCCUUAGCUUUGAUUAACAAUAAAACAUUUGUAUGUUUCUAAUUGGUAUAUUAGCUUAGCGAUAUUGUGGAUGGGUUCAUCCUUGCGGUUUAAGCUAAGGUAAAUUCCCCUAGAUUUACAAUUUUAUUCAAUGAACGAAAUGUCUACUUAUCUACACAUACAUCUGGGCAGGGUGACCCGACCAGUUUGAACUGACGAGGGUAGUGUAGCACAAUUGUCAAAUCUAAAGGUGAAGCCUAUGGGUGUGUGUAGCCGCCAAUCACCGUUGAAUUUCAGUGUAGUGCCAUAAAUCUCACCGUAUUGUAUAACCCUCGUCUCAUUGUAUCGUAUAUUUUGAUUUUUUUUAUGCAUCAAGGCGUUGCUAAUUGUUGCCAAGUGACAUCUACGGUCCCAACGGAGCAAAUAAAGUUAAUGCGAAGAAGACAAAAUUCAAGGAGGAAGUAGGAUAUGGUUAUUGACCUAAUAUUUGUGGUGUUGAACCACGCAUGGUUAUUGUACCUAAUAUCAUCCGUAUGUACUGUAGCUAUUUUUGCUGCUUUGGAUGGUGAACAGAAAAUUAUGUGAAUGAUAUUAACAACAAAUGGUUUAGCGAAUGAGGCCCUGAUUGGAUGGCACUGGCAAA
Messenger RNA from Triticum dicoccoides, 2262 nucleotides. Its product is annotated as plasma membrane ATPase-like. The coding region runs from base 24 to 365 and encodes 113 amino acids. The transcript has 3 exons. The record is from RefSeq and is a predicted model, not a curated record. Lineage: Eukaryota; Viridiplantae; Streptophyta; Magnoliopsida; Poales; Poaceae.